This is a messenger RNA of Zingiber officinale, 1067 nucleotides long. RefSeq lists its product as uncharacterized. The coding region runs from base 86 to 895 and encodes 269 amino acids. Gene Ontology annotation, biological process: SNARE complex assembly. Gene Ontology annotation, cellular component: endosome; lytic vacuole. Lineage: Eukaryota; Viridiplantae; Streptophyta; Magnoliopsida; Zingiberales; Zingiberaceae. Gene Ontology annotation, molecular function: SNARE binding. The transcript is spliced from 9 exons. The record is from RefSeq and is a predicted model, not a curated record.
CCAACACGAGGAGACCGAUAAAUUCGACCGCUAUUGAAGCGCAACGACGUCAUCCGAUCGGUUGGACGAGAACAGCGCACCCAAGAUGGGCGGGGAUCUCUACGCCUUGGACUUCGACGGCGUUCUCUGCGACAGCUGCGGCGAGAGCUCCGCCUCCGCCCUCAAGGCUGCUAAGAUUAGAUGGCCUUGGGUCUUCAAGCAGGUCGACUCCUCCAUGGAAUCGUGGAUCAUCGACCAAAUGCACAUCCUCCGCCCGGUGGUCGAAACAGGUUACGAGAAUCUAUUGCUUGUUAGGUUAUUGGUGGAGCUUAAGGCACCUUCCGCGAGGAAAUCAUCGGUUGCAGAUGGAUUAACCGUUGAGGCUAUAUUGGAGAACUGGAUGAAAUUGAAGCCUGUCAUUAUGGAGGAGUGGGGAGAAGAGAGAGAUUCUUUGGUUGACCUCUUUGGAAGAGUGAGGGAUGAGUGGAUGGAGAAUGAUCUCUCUGGUUGGAUUGGUGCUAACAGAUUCUACCCAGGUGUAGCGGAUGCUUUGAGAUUUGCAAGCUCCCAACUCUAUAUUGUCACAACAAAACAGGCCAGAUUUGCUGAUGCAUUAUUGCGUGAAUUGGCUGGAAUAACUAUACCUGCUGAGCGAAUUUAUGGUCUCGGGACUGGGCCAAAAGUAAAAGUCCUACAGCAGCUCCAAGCCAUGCCACAGCAUGAAGGUCUUUCUCUUCACUUUGUCGAGGAUCGAGUUGCAACUCUGAAAAAUGUCAUCAAAGAGCCUGCAUUAGAUGGAUGGAACUUAUACCUUGGCAGAUGGGGUUAUAAUACAGAGAGAGAAAGGGAGGAAGCAGAGAGCAUUCCCAGAAUUCAGCUGCUGGAUCUCUCAGAUUUCAGCAAGAAGCUUAAAUAACGUACGUUUGCUUUCGUCCUCAACAGAUUGAUGACAAUACAAGUCUCUGCAUGUCGAGCUUCCUUCAAUUGAUAUUUAUGAUGAAAUCAAUUUUUAGAUUGCCAAUAGUUACUUAUGGAAACUGUUACUUGCAAAAUUCCAAUAAAUUCAAAUGAAUAUUCAUUUGCAGUAA